Seminavis robusta is the source of this 918-nucleotide messenger RNA. Lineage: Eukaryota; Bacillariophyta; Bacillariophyceae; Naviculales; Naviculaceae. The record is from the annotation of a GenBank genome assembly.
AUGUCAUCUCUCCCACGAAAGACGGGCAGCAGCGGCAUUGCAGCCCAACGAGGAGCAGCAGGUUCCAGUUCCAAGAGUGCCCUGCCGAGCAGUCAGUAUUUGGAUGCGCUCAGUGUUCUCUGCGAACAUACCAUGGCGGAUGCCAUUGCCUUGGCUCUAGGCGACAAGGACUACACACCCUCCAGCGGCGGCGGCGAAUACAAGAAACUGCUGGAAAUUGAAGCCAAGUGCAGGGAUGCUGCCAAGGUAAUUCACAAGGAAGCCAUUGUCACACCGGCUAUUGCGUUACCGCCUUCCAUGCCUACCAUUCCCGCCGCCCGCGUCAAUCCCAGUGCUUCUGCAAAGAAGUCCACUACUGUGGGCAAAUCCGCUCCCAAAGGACUGGUGGGGAAGAGUAUUGCACAAUCCAAUGCAUCCAAGGCUGGACUGAUGCGACGAGGGAGCAUAGCUGGAGCUAGACAGGGUUCAGCGAAACGAACCAUGAAAUCCGAAAGCGAGGAUACCACUGCGACGGGGACCAACAAGAAGGCUCGUCUCGCUGCUGCUAGUGGCACAUCAGGACAAGGAGCAUCUUCCACAAGUGCCGAGAUCAAGAGCGAUGCCCCACCCCCCAGUGCUCUGAAUUUCUUGAAAAAACUAAACCAGGAUAAGGCAGCAGCUGCUGCAGCUGAAGACGAUGAUAAUACUAGCGACAAUACCCCCAAACAAUCCACGAAAGAGAAAACAGAGACUACUGGCAAGACGAGAAGUAGUAAGAAAGAAAAAGAAAAGGAAUCUGAAAAAGUGCAGCAGCAGGACGAAGACAACGAGUCAGAUAAUGCUUCCGAAGCUAGCAGCGAGCACAAACGCAGCUCUCCUGCCAAGAAUCCUCCAAGAGAGGGCACAAGAAAGAACCCAACCAGAGGAGCACGGAAAUAA